Episyrphus balteatus (marmalade hoverfly) is the source of this 945-nucleotide messenger RNA. RefSeq names its product vesicle-associated membrane protein 7 (gene Vamp7). Gene Ontology annotation, biological process: exocytosis; vesicle fusion. NCBI's taxonomy places the organism in Eukaryota, Metazoa, Arthropoda, Insecta, Diptera, Syrphidae. Gene Ontology annotation, molecular function: SNARE binding; SNAP receptor activity. Bases 147 to 812 code for a protein of 221 amino acids. The record is from RefSeq and is a predicted model, not a curated record. The transcript is spliced from 5 exons. Gene Ontology annotation, cellular component: SNARE complex; membrane.
UUGGUCUCGUCGUUGUCGUCGUCGUAUUAUUUCAAUACUUUAUAAUUUCUCAUCCCUCGGUGAGUAAUAUAAUACAAUAACAAGCUCCAGUCAUCGAAGUGACUUCCAUUUUAUCAGCUAGAUAGUGUUUAUUUUUAAGUCUCACAAUGCCGAUCUUGUACAGCGUCAUCUCACGAGGAACAACCGUUCUGGCCAAAUUUGCCGAAUGUGUUGGUAAUUUUGCCGAAGUCACUGAACAAAUUAUGUCCAAAAUAUCCCUCGAGAAUCACAAAUUAACUUAUUCCCAUGGAAAUUACUUGAUUCAUUAUAAUUGUGAAAAUAAAAUCAUCUAUAUGUGCAUUACGGACGAUGAAUUUGAACGAACAAGAGCAUUCUUAUUUUUGGCCGAUAUUAAACAGAAAUUCAUUCAAACUUAUGGCUUGACUGUUGCCACGGCCAUUGCCUAUGCCAUGAAUUCAGAAUUUUCCAAGGUUCUGGCUGAGCAAAUGGUAUUUUUCAGUCAGUCAAGAGAGGUCGAUGCUAUAUCGAGAGUUCAUGGACAAAUUGAUGAACUCAAACAUAUUAUGGUUAAAAAUAUUGACAGCCUUAAGGAUCGAGGUGAAAAGCUGGAACUUCUUGUUAAUAAAACUGAACGCCUAGAAAACACUUCCGUUGGAUUCCGACAACAAUCAAGAAAUCUUGCACGACAAAUGUUCUGGAAAAAGAUUCGAUUCUACAUAAUAAUUGGUGUCAUUAUGGUAUUUGUUAGCUACGUUAUCAUCAGUAUUUCAUGUGGUGGUCUUGCUUGGCAGAGUUGCAUUCACAAAAAUUAAUCUGUACAGACCGAAGUGUGUGUUAUUGAAAGUGAUAAAAAAAACUAAUAUCUUAUUUUUUUAUGUUUUUGUUGAUAAAUUAUUAAAAAAAAAAACAAAGCAUAUACAUAGUAUUCUAAUAAAUCAAUACCAA